Messenger RNA from Mizuhopecten yessoensis (Yesso scallop), 3184 nucleotides. RefSeq lists its product as uncharacterized. Lineage: Eukaryota; Metazoa; Mollusca; Bivalvia; Pectinida; Pectinidae. The transcript is spliced from 14 exons. Bases 696 to 2057 code for a protein of 453 amino acids. The record is from RefSeq and is a predicted model, not a curated record.
GGAGGUUGUACUGCACUGCUGAAGGUGACCAGUACAAGGUGCCAGACUACUUACUGACCAUCGGUCAAAUAGUCGCAGCCAUCUUCCCAGAGGACAACAACUGGCAUCGUUGUGUGGUCACAGCUCUCAACGUGGACAAUUACGUAGAGGUGUACUUUGUGGACUUCGGGAACACAUCAGUCGUCCACAGACGGAACAUUCGACUACUUCGGUCAAAAUUGCUGAAGCUGCCAGCUCAAGCCGUACAGGCCCGCCUCUCACACCUACAACCUCGGGAGGGAAGCUGGACAUUGAAUGCCAGAAACCGGUUCCUCAAUCUAGUCACCAACAGACCCCUCAUAGCCCUUGUAGACUUUGAAAAGGAUCGUGUACUGUCCCUAGUGUUGGUGGACACUUCGACCAAGGUUGACAUCUGCCUUACUGAUCUUUUGGUGACAGAAGGGUACGCUCGAGUGGAGGAGGACAAUCUGGCCACCAACUUUACAGGUCCUGUCGGGCACAAGGAGGUACCAGACUAUUCCUGUGUCUAUGGAGAGGGGUUUGAACCCAAAGUGGAGGUGGAGCCACCUGUCCAGCCACCGGUACACCACAAGGAGGAGAUAACUGAGGAACUGAGCCGGCGUUAUGUACAACCAAUACAACUUACUGGAGAAUACAUUGUUAACUUGAUCAACCUUAAUGAUACUGCCUACCUCAUGUCUACUGAAGUGUCGUCCUUCUUCUGGGAGGCUGAUAUCCUCACAGGCAUGCUGGAGCAGCACAACUGUUCUGGUAGCAGACUGACCCUGAGACAGGAGGAGUACCCAGAAGUGUUUGAAGACCUCUGUCAAUGUGGUGUAUUUGAAGACAGUAAGAAGAAAAAGUUCAUCACAUUGUAUGAACUCAAUCGCGUGCCCUUCAUUCUGGACCUGUUUGAUCACCAAUGUGAGGAGCUACGGACCAAUGUGAGGGAGCUAAUCCAGAUGUUUGACCCUAGUGACCCCUACUGGAAGGGUGAGGACUACCCAGACUCUGAGACCACAAGUCAGGCUAGUGAGGAUCUGUCAGAUAUCCAAGUCAGUCUUGAAGACAUCCAACUUAGCCUUCAGCUCCUACAGUUUAAACGGAAAAGGAUUCUUCAAAACCUGAUGACUCAUCCAGAAAACAUGGAGGACAAUGUGAACAAACUCAAGGAGGUUGAGGACCAGAUCAGUGUACUGAAGGAUAUGCAGGACCAGCAAAGGCAGCGUAAAGCACUGGACCCAGACAGCCCUCAGAAGGCAGUGAAAAAAAGUCCUCCAUGUGUUACUGCCAAUUCUGAUGACAAAGUUAGGGCCACUAUGUCUGAGGGCAUGUUUGACCGCAACCGUGUGUCUCCACUUAAGGGCAUGUCACAGCUGGGCAUUUCCACUCCGCCAACUAAUGUGUCGCCCAUUAAGAUGAAUGUUGUUGCCCCAAUGCAGAAUAUGCUGAGUCAGAGCAAGCCUGCCACGUCAAGCCAACCACAACCAUCAACCCCCAGCCAACCACAACCCACCAAUCAUCAGGAGCUACUGAACACCCUGGCCCAACAGCAGUUGUUACUCCAGACCAUGAUGAUGCCUCAGGCCCCUCUGGGUGCCCAGAUACCCAGUCUGACCAAUCAGUUUGUGAGAGGCACAGUCCCUUUUCAACAGCCUCAAAAUACCAUGAACCAGCAGUAUGCCACCAGUCAGAGAAACUCCAAUGUCAACCUGCAGUAUCUGGCUUCACAACAGGCAGGUAUGACACCACAAUUAAUGAAUCAACAGUUCACUACGACAAGUCAGGCAGGUAUGACACACCAGCUGAUGAACCAGCAGUUCCCUGUGACAAGUCAGGCAGGUAUGACACCCCAGCUGAUGAACCUGAUGCAGGCUAACCUAGCAGGAAAUCCAUACAUGGUGGGGUUGCCACCCUACAUGGGAGGACUGGGACAGCAGUCCCAACCUCAGCCACAGGCCAAUAUGCCACUGCUUUCUGGACUGCUGCCACUGUUGCAGACACUAAACAUCAAUCAGGGUCAGGGGUCAUCAAAGGACAAGCCCUCACAGCCAUGACCCUGACCUGGUUAACUGAUAUCAACCGAAGUAACAUACCAGCUUCCCUUUAUUUUAUGUUCCAGGAAAUGUUCUAAAAAGAUAAUGUCAUAAAACUUUUUUAGUUUUGAUUGGCUUUAACAUGGAUCAGGUUUGAUGAUAUGCAGGCAUACUAUUUGGUGAUGAAGACAUAUCCAAUUAUUUUCUAUACUGUGUGAACACGAGGGAUUUUGUUGCCGAUCCAUUGUUUAAUCUUUUUUUAACUAUUAACAAUUUUAGCUAUGCUGAUUGUCGUAUUGUUUUAAGGCACUAUACUGAGGCCGAUUGUCGUAUUACACUUGUUAUCCUGUUUUAAGGCACUACACUGAGACCCCAGUUGUUUAAGUACAAUGUUUUACCUGAUUUAUAUAGGAAUAUUAAUGUGUUUAAAGGUUGUAUGAUGAUACCCUGUAAUUGUCUUGAGGUAAAUGUCCAGGAUUAGUGCUGAGGUGAUAGUCUGGUAUGUUUGUCUGUUAUUAGUGCUAAGUUCAAAAUCGGGUGUGUGAUUGUGAUAAUUCCAUAUCUGAGCAUUUUUGGAGGUACCGAUUGCUUUUCCUUUUAGAUGAGUGCUGUUUUACUCCCCCAGAAAAUCACUAUUUACGUUUUAUCAAAAGAAUCUUUUACAGAUAUGUGUUACAGUUAAGAUAUUUCAACCUCCCUACAAUAAUUUGCUGUGAUGAAGCAAUGAAAGUUAACAUCUUGUAACUUGGCAUUUGAUGAAUUGCUGUAAAUACUUAGGGCUUAAAUAUGUCGUCAGAUUCUAUAACAACACAAGAUUAUCAGUGAAAGGUAGCUAGGAGUGUGUAAGUACAUGUGUGUCAAUCCAACAUGUUAGACAAGAAAGGGUAGAAUUUUAUUGUCCUUGGUGGUCUCAGUAUUUUUGAUUUUGUAUAUUUUUAAUUUGUAAAUAUAUCAGGAUAUGACAAAAGGAUUGUUAACUUUGAAUAAAUUUUGUUUUAUGCAAUAAAGUGUCUUGAAUUUUAUACGCCUGACAAAGGUUUUGAUGGGAGGUAUUAUGUUAUUUGGAGUGUCAAUCAGUUUGUCUCUAUAUCUGCAUGAAUAUCAUUUUGUAUUAUGAUACAAAGACAUUAAUGAACUCACGGGAAAAC